Molecule: messenger RNA, 801 nt
Organism: Prunus armeniaca (apricot)
Lineage: Eukaryota; Viridiplantae; Streptophyta; Magnoliopsida; Rosales; Rosaceae
Source: the annotation of a GenBank genome assembly
AUGAUCGGCCACUGCCUCGAAGUCGCUUCUAUGGCGGCUCACCCCUUCCGCCACAUCAUGGCCUCGGCUUCGCUCGACAGUUGCAUUAGGGUAUUCGAUGUCUACUCCAAGAGCACCAUCGCCAAUCUCAAAGCCAUGCCAUAUGAACCCCCCCCCUGUUUCAACCCGCCACCUUCUCUCCUCCAUAACCACCGCCACACUCCACUCCGGCCGACGAGACCGGACCCAAUCGAACCACCGCCGCUUCCUCUUCCAAGUCCGACCAAGCUCAGCCGUAACCACCGCCAGCAGCCACCGGAAAACGCAGAAAAUCGUGCGGGUUUUGACAGAUUUUCUCAUCGCUCGUUCUCCCUCGAUUCUCCACCAAAUCAGACGAGUGAGGAGUUUGGGCCGGCGGUUUGGAGUUUUUCCGGCCACCGGAAAUUUCUCAAGCCACCCAAGCUGCCAGCGCGUGUGGCGGCGCGUGGGCAGUCUGGAGGGGACCACUCUCAGUUUCAGAAUGAUCCUCGCACUCGGGCACCAGUUGACCCGCAGGAGGGACCUUCCAAAGGUCCAGCGAGCUCGGACCAACCCCACUUGAGGUACCCAGAUAUACAGAUGUUGCCUUCGGAUAUGAUGAUGUCCACGGACAUCCAGCUGCCCACGAGUUCUAUGGUACCCGGACUCGUGUGGAGCGAGGACGCGGAUCAGGUUGACCAAGGUCCCCUGAAUCCUGCGAGGUUGCAGCUCGGAUUGACUUUAUGUCACCGAGACCUGCGAGGACGUGUCACCAAUGGUGAUGCGAGGGGAAUUGACGGGUAA